Neoarthrinium moseri is the source of this 354-nucleotide messenger RNA. RefSeq lists its product as uncharacterized. The transcript has 3 exons. The record is from RefSeq and is a predicted model, not a curated record. The coding region runs from base 1 to 354 and encodes 117 amino acids. NCBI's taxonomy places the organism in Eukaryota, Fungi, Ascomycota, Sordariomycetes, Amphisphaeriales, Apiosporaceae.
AUGCAGGCAAAUCAGGUCGAGGGCGAAAAGAAGAUGGACACGGGCAAGCCAGACAGCUCCAGGGCGAUGAGCAUCGAGGUGCUGCACGUGGCAGGAUGGCACUGGAAGGGACAAGUUGCAUCCAGACGCCAGCGAGGAAAGGUACGAUUCCUUGAGAUGUGGUUACCACAUAUGAUGUACCCGGAAGAAGGUCACAUUAACCCCGACCUGGUCUUGGCAAUCCCUGCGAAGACUUCACUGCACACCAAGCCAGGUGGAGGCCAAGUGCUCGUGAAGAUGCCCGUCGAUAUUUGUUGUGUAGAGGGCGAUGCGGACGUUGGAAAGCCUCCCGAGGUCCAGAGAGAAGGUGCCUAG